Molecule: messenger RNA, 5424 nt
Organism: Paralichthys olivaceus (Japanese flounder)
Lineage: Eukaryota; Metazoa; Chordata; Actinopteri; Pleuronectiformes; Paralichthyidae
Source: RefSeq, a predicted model, not a curated record
UUUUUGUCAAUGCUGUUCAUCAACUUCUUUCUCUCCCUUUCUCCUCUCAAAAAGUAAAAAUGUCAAAGAUAGACAAGAUGAGCAUCCUGGGGGUGAGGAGCUUUGGGAUCGAGGAUAAAGACAAACAAGUAAUAUCUUUCUUCACUCCUCUGACUGUGCUGGUUGGACCCAAUGGAGCGGGGAAAACGACUAUAAUUGAGUGCCUUAAGUAUGCAACAUGUGGGGAACUUCCCCCUGGAUCUAAAGGAGGGGCUUUUGUUCAUGAUCCAAAGGAUGCCCAUGAGACAGAUGUGCGAGCACAGAUUCGCCUUUUAUUCUCGGAUGUAAAUGGAGAGAAAGUGACCAUCCAUCGCUCCAUGUCGUGCACUCAGAAGGCAAAGAACUACUCCUUUAAAAGCUUAGAGCAAGUUAUCACUAGAAUAAAAGACGGUGAGAAGGUGAGCUUGUCGUCUAAGUGCGGUGAACUGGACCGGGAGAUGAUUUCUGCCUUGGGUGUGUCAAAGCCUGUACUGAAUAAUGUCAUCUUCUGUCACCAAGAAGAGUCUAACUGGCCGCUUUGCGAGGGCAAGGCACUUAAAGACAAGUUUGACUCCAUCUUUGCUGCGACAAAGUAUAUCAAAGCUCUGGAGACGAUGCGCCAGCUGCGUCUAGCACAGAACCACACGGUCAAGGAGUGUCAGGUUGAGCUGCGUUAUCUGAAGCAGAACAAGGAGAAAGCCCAGCAGAUUAGAGAGACCGUGGACACCAAGGAGGCUCAGCUGACGGCCUCUAAAGACAAAGUAGAGAAGAUAGAGAGCCAGAUCGAUCCACUUGAGAAUCGAAUGAUGGACAUUGACACAAAAUUUGGGAAAGUGAUGAAGCUGGACAACGACAUCAAGGCUUUAGAGAGCAGGAAGAAACAAAUGGAGGCGGACAACCAGGAGCUGGAGGAUACAAUGGAACAGGUGUUUCAGGGCUCAGACGAGCAGCUGCAGGAAAUGUAUCAGAACCACCAGAGGACGGUGAAGGAGAAGGAACGGCGGCUCACAGACUGCCAGAAGGAGCUGGAGAGAGCUGGCCGAGAGUGCCUGCGACUAAACCGAGUCAAGGCUGAUCUCCUGGUAGAACAAGGUCGUCUUCAGCUGGAGGCUGACCGGCACACUCAAAACAUCAGGAACCGUGACACUCAGGUUCGCUCUUUGUCAUCCUAUCUGGAAAUGGAGGGAUACGACCGACCGCCCUUCACCACUCUUCAGCUUGAGAGUUUUCACCGUCACACCACUCAGAGAUUGGAGCAGGAAAAAGAGACAGCCAGUCAGGUUUUGACGGACCUGCAAGAAAAAGAGCAGCAGAAGCAACAGUCCAUUGAUGAAAUGAGGGACAAGAAGACUGGCCUGGACAGAACUGUGGAGCUGAAGAGAGACCUGCAGGCAAAGAAGCAGCAGGAACUGAGGAACAUCCGAGCAGAGCUGCAGAGGCUGGAGGAUUCGUCCACUCGCCUGCAAGAACUGGAGAAUGAAUUGGCUAAAGCAGAGCGCGAGCUGCAGAGUGCAGUGCAGAGUUCCAAUGUCGAGGAGCUCAAGGUCGAGGUUGUGGAGCUCCAGAGAGAAAAGGCUGAGCUUGAUCGUGCACAGAGAAGGCUCGACCAAGAAAUGGAGACACUCAACACCCACACCUCAACACGCACGCAAAUGGAGAUGCUGAAAAAAGACAAGACAGAAAAGGAGGACCAGGUGCGUAAGAUCAAGUCUCGUCACAGCGAGGAUCUGGUGUCGUUGCUGGGUCACUUUCCCAACAAGAAGGAGCUGGAAGACUGGAUCUAUGCCAAGUCAAAGGAAAUCAACAGCACAAGGGACAGACUCGCCAGACUGAAUAAGGACCUGGCAUCAAGUGAGCAGAAUAAAAGCCACAUUGCUUCUGAGCUGCGUAAGAAGGAGCAGCAGUUGUCCAGCGAUGAAGAGAAGUUCUUCAACGUGUGUGGCAGUCAGGAUCUGGAGCAGGACCUGGGCAAACUGCAGGAUGAUCUGGAGAAGAUAUCCAAACAAAGAGCCAUGCUAGCUGGAGCCACAGCGGUGUACACACAGUUCAUCAGCCAGCUGACAGAGGAGAGGGAGCCCUGCUGUCCUGUGUGCCAGCGGACUUUCCCAUCAGAGCCCGAUCUGCAGGAGGUUAUCAGUGACAUGCAGUCCAAACUACGCCUGGUGCCAGACAAGCUGAAAAACACUGAGCAGGACCUGAAGAGGAAGGAGAGGAAGAAAGAUGAGAUGAUGUCUCUCAGGCCUGUCAGGCAGUCCAUCGUACAGUUUCGGGAGAAGGAGUUGCCUGAGUUGAGAAACCGUCUGCAGACUGUGAACAGAGAAAUCGAGAGGCUGAAGGGAGACUUGGAGGAGCAGGAGACGCUACUUGGUACCCUGAUGUCUGAGGAGGAAACUGCCAAGGCAUGCCUUCAGGACAUAUCGCUCAUGGACAGAUACCUGAUUGACCUUAAAGAGGUGGAGAGGAAAAUAGCUCAACAUGGUGCCAAACUCCAGGGUGUAGACCUGACCAGGACCAUCCAGCAAGUUAGUCAGGAGAAACAAGAAACUCAGCACAGGCUAGACACCACCUCCAGCAAGAUGGAGCUGAAACGUAAACUGAUCCAGGACCAGCAGGAUCAGAUUCAGAUGCUGAAAAGUUCUGUGAAUGAAACAAGAGCAGUGAAGCUCCAGCUGAGCAGCGAUAUGCAGAAACAGCAGCAGCUGGAGGAGCAGAGUGUCGAGUUCACCACCGAGAUAAAGGACUUGACCAGGGACAUCAGGGAAGCAAAGGAACAGCUCUCCCCUCUGUCUGCUGCUCUAGAGAAGCUGCAGCAGGAAAAGCAGGAACUGAUGGAGCGCAAGAAACAGAGACAGGAAGAAGGGCAGGAGAAGAUCAAUGCCAUUAAAGACAGAGUGAAGGUGAUCACCACCUUGGAAAGAGACAUCACCAAAUACGUUGAUGAAGGCAAAAAUGAAUACAAAGAGCAAAAAGAGUCUGAACUUCAAGAAACCAACUCUCAGCUGCAUGAUGCUGAGAAGCAAAAAGAGAAGAUCAGUAAGGAGAUGGGAAACAUCCGUCAGGACAUAGACACUCAAAAGGUUAAGGAGCGCUGGCUGCAGGACAACCUGACCUUGAGGAAGCGUGUGGAGGAAUUGAAAGACGUUGUGGCCAAACAUGAGGCUCUUACGAAAGACAUGGGCAACAUGCAAGUCAUGCAGCUCCGCCAAGAACGACAUGAAGCAGAACGCAAACUGGAAGACCUGAAGAAAAACCGAAGUAUUGCACUGGGACGCCAGAAAGGCUUUGAGGAGGAGAUACUGCAUUACAAAAAAGAGCUGCGGGAGGAUCAGUACGACAAAGCUGAUGAGCGCUACAAAAACAAGAUGAUCAUAAUGAGGACCACAGAGCUGGUCAUUAAAGACCUGGAUAUCUACUACAAGGCCCUCGAUCAAACGAUCAUGAAAUUCCACAGCAUGAAGAUGGACGAGAUCAACAAGAUUAUCAGAGACCUAUGGCGCAGCACCUACAGGGGUCAAGAUAUCGAAUACGUGGAGAUCAGGUCUGAUGUGGAUGAGAACUCAUCUGCUGGAGUGAAGCGGAGGGUUUACAACUACAGAGUAGUGAUGGUGAAAGGAGACACAGCUUUGGACAUGAGAGGACGCUGCAGUGCUGGUCAAAAGGUGUUGGCGUCCCUGAUCAUCCGUUUAGCCUUAGCAGAGACCUUUUGUCUAAACUGUGGGAUCCUGGCUCUGGAUGAACCCACCACCAACCUGGACCGGGAGAACAUCGAGUCACUGGCACACGCCCUCGUAGAAAUCAUUAAGAGUCGCUCUCGCCAGCGUAACUUCCAGUUGCUGAUCAUAACCCACGACGAGGACUUUGUGGAGCUGCUGGGACGGUCCAGCUACAUUGAACACUUCUACCGCAUCCGUAAGAACCAGGACCAGAACUCGGAAAUCACAAAGUGCAGCAUCACGUCCCUCUCAUCGUAUCUCCACUGAGCAGAAACCUGACUCUUUCAACGUAGUUGGAAACAGUAAUCCUGCAUCUUCUGUGUUGGACAAGGUCAUAUUCAUUUCAUUGAGUUCAUUUCAGAAGGGUUUUUGAAGCAUGAAGAAAGUUUUAAGUCACUCCAUCCUAAAUUAACUUGAAAGUUAAUUGGUCUUCAAAUUAUUUAACCUCCACAAACUAAAGACACUAGCGAAACAUCCAUAGUCCAACGUGUGAGACUUAUAAUCUGCAUCACAACUUUGUUUAAUUACUCUCCUUCACAUAAAGGCCAUUCUCUGUCCUGUUGUUUUCUCUAUUCAGCUGGAAGGACAUUUAAAGAUUCGUACAAUGUUAAUAAUGUUCCUUUUUAAUGAAAAAGUAAAAGGUGAAAUUCUUACAAAAAUCUGUUGAUUCUAGUUCCUUCUGAACGUACCCUGUGAUCCGUCUCUUGCUUCGUGCCCCUUCAGUUGAUGCAAAUCAAAAACAUUUAACAAACUCACACUAAAAGUUAAAAUCUUCUGAUGUAAUUACACUAAAAUAACCUGAGUCAAAAAGCUAGUGUGUGUAAAUCUGUUCAUAAAUCAAGUGUAAAAACUUGAUGUUGAAGUUUCCAUUUAUAUUUCACUUUCACUUGUUUGUCACUUUGUGAGCUUCAUAAUGUUCUGUCAUUAAAUUCCUUGUGAAGGACAUAAGCUGUUCUAUACGUUGCUGUUAUUUUUUUUGACACUUCAGAGAAAAGUAGCUCAGUUUAGAUGAAGUUGCUCAUUAACCACCAAAUCUUAUCUCAGCGCAACUAUCUGAGGGAAAGCACACGUAGCAAAGGCGUGGGCAAAGCAAGUAUAAAUCUUAGUUUGGAGUCGAGAUGUCAGAAUGAGCUGCAAGUCUGACAAUAGAUCCAUCACUUCGAGAGCAUCUUCGAUCAGUUUCCUCUGGAAGUCGACAGCUAACGAGCAUCAUGAAGAUGACAAUGGUUCUGCUGGUGUCCAGUCUGGCUCUGCUGGUCAGCCCUGCUCACAUUGACAUACGCAAUAAGAUUAUUGAUUUGAUUUCAAAGAUUCCAGAGAAAAAGCCUGAGCUGCAGGAUCUGUUUGUGGACAAUGUGAAGGAACUGGAUAGUGACUGUGGGAACGUUUUCUUCUGCAAAGUGAAGAAUGUCGUGACACACCACAACAACACUGAACUGAAGGAUCUUGGUGACCAAUUGAAACAUUAUAUGAAACAUGUGAAGUGUGAAAAGGAACUUGAGGGCAUAAAAACAACUGGAAUCCAAAUCCGAUUAAAGGACUUGAUGACGGAUGUCGUGAACUGUAUGAAGAAGCUAAAUCUGAAUGUAGGAAAGAGUAAAACUGGCCAGAAUUGAAGCACCUGAAAGAAAAAAUCAAGGCAUUCAGGCGUGUGUCUUCUUUCCUCGAAAAGUCAUAAUUUAUUUUCAUAUUU